AAGUCUUUCAAUCAUAUGGUCAAUAAUUCCUAGCAAUAUCACUAAUACUUCACGUUUUCAGAACUACAGGAGCUGUCUUAUUUUCAUACUCUAAAAUUCUUUGCCGUUUAUUAAGAGGUCUUAACGUCAAGUUCAGUAUAACAGCUCAAUGCAAUGGGUUUAGGUUCCAGCAAACAGCAAAUUAUGCCAGUGACACGAGAAUUUGUUAAAGAACUCAUCGGCUCUGACACUGUUGUGAUUUUCUCUAAGACAUACUGCCCCUAUUGUACAAUGGCUAAACAGGUAUUUGACAAGCUCAAACAGAAGUAUACAGCAGUUGAACUUGAUAAUCGGGAUGAUGCUGAUGAAAUUCAGGCAAUUCUAGGAGAAAUUACUGGGGCAAAAACUGUACCCAGGGUUUUUGUGAAGGGGGAAUUCAUAGGUGGAGGUAGUGACGUUAAGCAAUUGUUCGAAAGUGGAGAACUUGUGAAGAAACUUUAACUUGGAAAUGUUCUAUGCUGCAAUUCACAAAUUUUUACGCUUAAAGAUCACCAAUAUUCAAUAUUUCUAGCAAUUUCGAUGUGUAAAUUCAAUUUUUGUGAACCCUAAUAAAGGAAAAUAUUAUAAUUUGUUA
Messenger RNA from Athalia rosae (coleseed sawfly), 613 nucleotides. RefSeq names its product glutaredoxin-C4-like. Gene Ontology annotation, molecular function: glutathione disulfide oxidoreductase activity. NCBI's taxonomy places the organism in Eukaryota, Metazoa, Arthropoda, Insecta, Hymenoptera, Athaliidae. The transcript has 3 exons. Bases 154 to 480 code for a protein of 108 amino acids. Gene Ontology annotation, biological process: cellular response to oxidative stress. The record is from RefSeq and is a predicted model, not a curated record. Gene Ontology annotation, cellular component: cytoplasm.